Diceros bicornis minor is the source of this 2289-nucleotide messenger RNA. It is a transcript of the gene SLC7A7, whose product is annotated as solute carrier family 7 member 7. The record is from RefSeq and is a predicted model, not a curated record. Gene Ontology annotation, molecular function: basic amino acid transmembrane transporter activity; L-amino acid transmembrane transporter activity. Gene Ontology annotation, cellular component: membrane. Gene Ontology annotation, biological process: amino acid transmembrane transport. The transcript is spliced from 11 exons. Bases 334 to 1869 code for a protein of 511 amino acids. NCBI's taxonomy places the organism in Eukaryota, Metazoa, Chordata, Mammalia, Perissodactyla, Rhinocerotidae.
UCUUCUUGAACCCACCUGCAUUUGCGUGAAUCUGGGCGCUCGCCCCCCUCUGCCGUCUCCUCUGCCCUUUCGCCCCUUCGCGGCCAUAGGCCCUUGCUCUCGCUGUACCCAGACCGGUCACCAGAGCCUGGGUGUGGGACGGAGCAGCCAAGAGCUUAUUAGAGUCAACAGCUGCUGCAGCUCGAGCCAUACCCGGGUUCCCCUUCCUAGCACCUGCCUCCCCCCCCCAAACCCCAGCGUGCUGGUAGCCCCUCCUCCUCGCACCUGCCCAAAGGUCACAGGACAGAGGGCAAUGCCAGGAAGCUGGUGACGUCUUUCUUCUCCUCCUCCACCAUGGUUGACGGUGUUAAGUAUGAAGUGGCCUCCCAGCAUGAGAAAGAUGCCUCCCCUUUAGCUGAGGAGGCCAGCCCAGGGUCCGAGCAGGUAAAGCUGAAGAAGGAGAUCUCGCUGCUUAAUGGCGUGUGCCUGAUUGUGGGGAACAUGAUUGGCUCGGGCAUCUUUGUUUCCCCCAAGGGCGUGCUCAUGUACAGUGCCUCCUUUGGCCUCUCCCUAAUCAUCUGGGCUGUUGGGGGCCUCUUCUCCGUCUUUGGGGCCCUUUGUUAUGCGGAACUGGGCACCACCAUUAAGAAAUCUGGGGCCAGCUACGCCUACAUCCUUGAGGCCUUCGGGGGACUCCUUGCCUUCAUCCGACUCUGGACCUCCCUCCUCAUCAUCGAGCCCACCAGCCAGGCCGUGAUUGCCAUCACCUUUGCCAACUACAUGGUGCAGCCCCUCUUCCCGAGCUGCUUCGCCCCGUAUGCUGCCGGCCGCCUGCUGGCUGCUGCCUGCAUCUGUCUCUUAACCUUCAUUAACUGUGCGUAUGUCAAGUGGGGAACCCUGGUACAAGAUAUUUUCACCUAUGCUAAAGUAUUGGCACUGAUCGCCAUCAUCAUCGCAGGCAUUGUUAGACUUGGCCAGGGAACCUCAACUCACUUUGAGAAUUCCUUUGAGGGCUCAUCUUUUGCAAUGGGUGACAUUGCCUUGGGACUGUACUCAGCUCUGUUUUCCUACUCGGGCUGGGACACCCUCAACUAUGUCACUGAAGAGAUCAAGAAUCCUGAGAGGAAUCUGCCCCUCUCCAUUGGCAUUUCCAUGCCCAUUGUCACCAUCAUCUACAUCUUGACCAAUGUGGCCUAUUACACCGUGCUAGACAUGAGGGACAUCCUGGCCAGUGAUGCUGUUGCUGUGACUUUUGCAGACCAGAUUUUUGGAAUAUUCAACUGGACAAUUCCACUGGCAGUUGCAUUAUCCUGUUUUGGUGGCCUCAAUGCCUCCAUUGUGGCUGCUUCUAGGCUCUUCUUUGUGGGCUCAAGAGAAGGCCAUCUCCCCGACGCCAUCUGCAUGAUUCAGGUUGAGCGGUACACGCCGGUGACAGCUCUGCUCUUCAAUGGUAUCAUGGCACUGAUCUACUUGUGUGUGGAGGACAUCUUCCAGCUCAUUAACUACUACAGCUUCAGCUACUGGUUCUUUGUGGGGCUCUCUAUUGUGGGUCAGCUUUAUCUGCGCUGGAAGGAGCCUGAUCGACCUCGUCCCCUCAAGCUCAGCCUUUUCUUCCCCAUUGUCUUCUGCCUCUGCACCAUCUUCCUGGUGGGUGUUCCACUUUACAGUGAUACCAUCAACUCCCUCAUUGGCAUUGGCAUUGCCCUCUCAGGCUUGCCCUUUUACUUCCUCAUCAUCAGAGUGCCAGAACACAAACGACCUCAUUGCCUGCGAAGGAUUGUGGCAUCCACCACAUGGUACCUCCAGGUCCUAUGUAUGUCAGUUGCUGCAGAGAUGGAUUUGGAAGAUGGAGGAGAGAUGCCCAAGCAACAAGAUCCCAAGUCUAACUAAAUACCUCCUGGAAUCCUGAGAUAUGGAAAGCAGGGGCCUCUUGUCUUAUACCAGCUGGAGCCAAGGAAGUUGAAAAGGAAAGCUGACUUCUUUGGAGGCACCUGUCCAGAAGCCUGGUGUGGGGAGCUUUAACAGCUUUGACCUUGCUUUUUGAGAGAUGGAAAGUAAUUUAUUUGUUUUGCUACCUAUUGUUCUAGAUUUUUUUAAAGGGACAAUAAAGCAGACUAUGGUGGGGAGCAUGUCAGGUGUGGGCUUGGUUGUUCUAAUAGCACAUUCCCAUGUGUUAAGACAUUCACUCACCUCUGCAUGUGCCUACCCACUCUUUUCCUUUAAAAGGGCCACUAAUGCUCCAAAUUUGUCUCCUUUAGAGAGACACAAAACUGUCACAGAUGCUGGACAAUAAAAGGGUUAUGUUCCUAA